AUGUCUCGCUACGGCGACUACCGUCGCUCCACGGGGGCUCUUGACGAUGACCGCUACCCGCAUGAGCGACGGGAGCGUCACCACCGUCACCGUUCGCGCGCCCCCUCGGUGCUUGAUCGCCCCCGCCGAUUCGAAGAGGAUGAACGUUUCGAAUACCGCCUCCAAGAACAAGACCGCUACGGUCCCCCUGCUCGUCGCCCCGACAUUGUGUACCAGGACGAUCAUCUGAUCCACCCGUCUGGUCCCCUGGUUGCCUACGAUCGCCGUCGUGCGGAGAGCCCUCUGCCUCGACCUCGACUUCUUCGGCGACAAUCCUCCCUGGACACAUUUGAUCGGAUCCCCACGCGCAAGUUAGACGAAUAUUACUACAGUGACCGACCUCCCAGACUAUCUCCAAGCCCGCCACCCCGCCGUGGAUCUUACCAUCGAACCCGCGAACCAGACUACUACGAGGAAAUCAGCAUUGCAGAAGGGGACUAUGGAGAGGAAGAGUACCGGGGCUUUCGCGAACGGAGCGUGGGACGUCCCCGUCGCUCAGCAAGUCGUUUUCGUGAGAGACGAGUUGAAGAAAUCGAUGUGGAAAAACCGUAUCCUCGGAAAGGCAAGACUCGCAUGCCCCGCAAGAUGGUUCAUACCACUGCGAUCCGCGAGCUUGGCUACCCGUAUGAGGAAGAGCUGGCUCUGUCCAAAGAACAAAUUGAUGAGGUCAUUGGGAGAAGUCGCGAGAUCAAGCGCCUGACCGAGACACGCGUUAUCCACACCAGCUCGCCGUCCCCAGUUCGUGCCCGCCGUCGAGACAGAACUGUGGAGCGAGUUCCCAUGGAGGCCUAUACCCCUAGGACCAGCCAUGACACUCUUAUCAUCGAGGCGUCGCCGUCGCGCCAUCGAUCGCAUUCGCGCCACCACCAUUACCACCACCCCCAUGGUGAGCUUCUGGAAAAGAAAGUGACCAGGACUGUAUCCCGCACCCGAGACAUUUCGGUCCAUGGACGACCCCGUCGUCGAUCGUCGCCAGUACGCAGAUAUGAGCGUUACGAGGAGCAGCCUAGCAAGAUUCACGCUGGGCCCCUGGCAGUUGUGGUGCGGCCCCGCGACAGUGACGAAGAUCUGCGGGAAUAUGCGCUUGAGCGACGUGGCAGCGGAGAAUAUGUCCGAGACACGGAGAUCAUUGGGGAUGGGGUUGCGGAGGAGAUUCAUGAAGUGAAGAGAGAGCGCAGAGGUACGGAACAUAUGUCGGUCCAAUCACCAAUUUGGAUGCUAAUGCUUUUUUCAGGUCCCAGUUCUCGUAUGAUGCGUGCGAUGAUGGCGACAUUGACGUAA
Aspergillus uvarum CBS 121591 is the source of this 1320-nucleotide messenger RNA. RefSeq lists its product as uncharacterized. The transcript has 3 exons. The coding region runs from base 1 to 1320 and encodes 439 amino acids. The record is from RefSeq and is a predicted model, not a curated record. NCBI's taxonomy places the organism in Eukaryota, Fungi, Ascomycota, Eurotiomycetes, Eurotiales, Aspergillaceae.